AAUAAUUUUCUCCUUGCGGCUUCUUAAACCUGCAUUUCCAUCAGCCAAGAAAAUUAAACAGAGGUCCGAUUCGACACUUUACGCCCACCUUUGGGAAGUGUCGUCACCUUAUUACAUCCACCACCCAUCACAUUUGGCUUCUGCCUACCGACUUGUGGAUAUUUUCCUCUGGUAUACGCAUUGACAUGUUGCAGCCUAAGCUGCUGCAUAUACCGGAAAACUCGAGGUGUAAGCCAGUCUGCUGUCUAUGAGAAGAUAUUCAAGACCACAAUUGUCGACUGGCUUUCUAGGAAAACUUUUCAUUAUCUAGUCGUUUACUUGACUGUUGGAAAGUUGUGUUUCUCUCCCAAAACCCUGUUCCCGAUAUUGCUUUGGUUCCCCGCAAAGGCUCACGUCUCACUGAUCUUGCCCGAUCAAGAUUUGCUUGGAGCUUUUGGCCUUUGCACACUCCAUUCCACCUCUUUCGUGCCGCAUCAUACCCACGAGGCAGGGUAUCCGCGCAGUGGCCACGCUUAAACAUGCCGCGGUCGAGAGCCACAUCGAGCCCGGCAUCACCAGACAAAAGAUUGCCAGUCAAUCCACGACGGCACAAGGUCCCCAUAGAGCAAAGAAAACGCGUCGCUACUGCUUGCAACAGCUGUAAUGUCAAACGCGUCAAGUGCUCCGGCGAAAGGCCAUGUAGGCAAUGCAAGAACACCUCGAGGGAGUGCAUAUACCCCGUCACAGUAGACAAGGUGACGAUUGCAAAGUCGGAGCUGGACGCGCUGCAUGCCAAGUGUGCGGCCCUCGAGCGAUGCUUGCAGGAAGCCGUUCCCGACAGUGCUCGCCGCCAACAGCUGCUCGCACUGGGUAGCAAGUCCAUCGCACCGAGGCGAGGGAGCGACGGCCUCCACUCGCCGGCCGCAAGCCCCGUGAGCGAUGGGGUGGAGGAGGAGUCGGCCGUUGCGGAAGACGGGAGGCUGUUGCAGGACACGGACGGGACGGCUCGGUAUCUGGGCGAAACGUCUGGCGCUACGUUUCUCGAUAACCUCAAGCAGUUCAUGUCGACCAUAUUCCCACUCGCGUAUAAUGGAUCAGCUCCAUCGGAUCCCGCGAUUCACAUUGGGAACAUCUUUCUGUCGUCGGUCGGCAGGUACCAGACAAGCGACUCGCAGCCACUCUUGGUCCCCAUAGUCGACCCGCUAUGGCUGCCGACCUCGACCGAGAUGUCGGUCAAGCUGAGUGACCUGCGAUAUUUCAUCCAGGAAGGCGGCGCCAUCUCGGGAGGCAUCUACUUUUGGGGAGACCUCACAAGCCUGCCCCACGACGAAAAGGGGCCCGCCGCCUCGACGGCUGCAGACCUUGUGGCGCACCGGCCCCUCGCCUUUUACCACGCAGCGUUCGCCUACUCGACCUUGUUCGGCCUGACGACCACCAACUCCAAGCAGGAUGGCCAGCUGGGGGAGACGUACUUUGCACGAGCCAAAAUGCUCCUGGGAAACCCGCUAGAGGUGGCAACCUACUCGACGGCGGACGUGGCCGCCCUGGCCCUGAUGGGAAUGUACAUGGUGGAGAUGAACAGGCGGGACGCCGCCUACAUGUACAUCACGACGGCCAUGCACAUCUACAUCAUGCACGGCGUUCAUCGGGGCUGGUCCGUGGAUGAGAUGGGGAAGAGGGUCUUUUGGACAGUCUACAUCCUGGACAGGUGGAUGAGCUGCUUGAUGGGCCGCCCACCGACCAUCCAGGAUGAGGUUAUCAGGCUGGACCUUCCGCGAGAGGUACCUGGCCUCCCGACUUGUGUUGGCAUCUGUGCCAACAUUGAACUGUCCAGGAUUGCGGGUCACGUUGUCCGCGAUACAUACCGCAGCGCUCCCGGGACUUGGAAUGAUGCAAGUUCAACGGGCCUGUCACACGUUGACAAGGUUCUACGAAUGCUUUGGAAUUGGCAACGAGAUCUCGCUCCAGCUUUGCAACUAUCCCAAGACACCCUCUCGCGAGACAGACCACUCUGCACUCUACACAUGAACCACAAUCAGCUACUCAUCCUUGCAAUACGACCAAUGUUCCUCGUCGCCGUCAAAAAGGCAGUGGCAGACCGAUUCUUCACAACCCACUCGUGGCACUCGCAAGAGCGCGACCAGCAGCAGACGGAGCCGUCCCGGCCGGCCUGGGCCAGAAUCGAAAGCCACCCGCAGGUCGGCCUGUUCCGCGACUGCUCCGACGCGGCGCGGCGCAACCUCCGCCUCGGCCGAUGGCUGGCCAAGAUCUCGCCGGCCUCCAAGCUCCUGCUGCCAGACAUGCACUGCAUCUUCAACGCCGCCAUCCUCCUCCUGCUCCACCAGAUCGUCUUUGUCGACCUCCGCACCGACGACGUCUCUGAUAUAUCCUUCGCCCUCGAGGCCUUUGCCCGCGAGGCCGACGUCGGCGACGCCUACGCCGGCGACUGCCUGCGCGUCAUGCAGGACCUCGCCGGGCUCGUCCGCCGUCUGCGCUCGCUCAUGUUUGACGGCGUCCCGCAUGUUCCCAGUCCCCACUUUGCCCCGGCUAUUCUCUCCUCGUCGGCGCCGUCACCUCUGCCGUCGGCCGGUCUGGGGCUGCCAAUCUCGAUGAUUCCUCUUCCCAGCCCGGGGCUCGAGGGUCACGGCGGGGCAGAUUAUAUGACUUCCAGCCCUGGACAUCAGCAGCAGCAGCAGCAACAACAUCACUCCCUACAUCAUCACCAUCAACAACCACACCACCUGUCCGUGCCGGUCACCACGAUGGCUGGGACACAAGCGCCUCUUGCGCUGAGCUACGACGGAGUAAACACCGGCCUUGGCAUGCUGCCGCUUGGGGUCGGUAGUGGCGAGGCUCUAUACGCGGAGUUGAUGACAUGGCUGGAUAACGACGAGAUGAGCCUCAAUGGCAUGUACGCGGGGCAGAUGAUAUGAUUAUUUGAGAUGGGGGUGGCAGGUGCUACUGUUGAUGAGUACCUUGACAUUUUGAGGAGAAAUGUAUUUAUGAACCCAUAUAAUGACAGACUCUUACAUUCUCUA
Pyricularia oryzae 70-15 is the source of this 3017-nucleotide messenger RNA. RefSeq lists its product as uncharacterized. The record is from RefSeq and is a predicted model, not a curated record. Gene Ontology annotation, biological process: regulation of DNA-templated transcription; DNA-templated transcription. Gene Ontology annotation, molecular function: DNA binding; zinc ion binding; DNA-binding transcription factor activity, RNA polymerase II-specific. Lineage: Eukaryota; Fungi; Ascomycota; Sordariomycetes; Magnaporthales; Pyriculariaceae. Bases 519 to 2912 code for a protein of 797 amino acids. The transcript has 4 exons.